AUGCACACAGAACAUGAAGGUUCUCAAGGUGGUCUAGUGCACCGCCCCAGUCUGACGGGGUCUUCUGGAACCGUGCGUCUUCGCAGUGUGAUGACGUCCACUCAAGGUCGUGCCCGAGAGGUGGAGACGGGACAUGCAGAGUCGCAAGGAGAGAUAGCCUUCGGGGAUAAGCAUGUGGUCCGUUCCUUUGAAAUAGAACGACAUUUGUCUUCUGAAGAUGCGAAUAAUCACAAGAAUUUCGAACAGAACGCUGUCGUGACAAGGACGGGGUUGGAUGGGCAAGUCGUAUCCGCACACUCCCACGUCAGCAAACGAGCGAGGACAGCUUUGGAAGAUGCUGACCACGGAUCAAUUGCGGAGGGAAAAAAAGUGAAGGAGCGACCAAAUUUCUUCCUCUCAAUGCGUCUGAACGACCCAGACAUUCAAGGCCACUUUCAUCAUUUUUAUGAACAUAUGCACACACAGCAUCCGAUCCUGAAGCCAUGUCUUAUUCCACCGCAGCAGAUGCAUCUGACUCUACUAGUUAUGCACCUUGAUGACACAACCAAAGAUGAAGCUAUCAAAUGCUUUAAUAGUUCGCGUGAGAUUGUACAGAAUUACUUCAACGGCAGGCGUCCGUCCUUGCAUUUUCGGGGAACUGGCUCCUUUGGUAGUCGAGUCGUCUUUGCCACACCGGAGCAGAAUGCUGACCUAGACAUGGUUCGAGAAAUGGCGGCAGCUCUAAAGCAGCAUUUUACUGAUUGGGGAAUCUCUCUCCCGGGUAAUAAGGAGGCGUUCGUUCCCCACUGUACUCUCAUGAAAAUCAAAGAUAGCCGCAAAUUGAAAUUCAUUCCAAAGGAAGCUUGGAAGGAGUUCAAGGAAGUCGAUUGGGGCUCCUCAAUCGUAGCCAACUUGGAGCUCUCCUCCAUGAUUGCGAAGAAAGAUCCCGAUGGGUAUUACAAAGCCAUUGCUACCUUGCCUUUCGGUAAAUGA
Spizellomyces punctatus DAOM BR117 is the source of this 972-nucleotide messenger RNA. RefSeq lists its product as uncharacterized. Gene Ontology annotation, molecular function: protein kinase A regulatory subunit binding. Lineage: Eukaryota; Fungi; Chytridiomycota; Chytridiomycetes; Spizellomycetales; Spizellomycetaceae. The coding region runs from base 1 to 972 and encodes 323 amino acids. The transcript is spliced from 3 exons. The record is from RefSeq and is a predicted model, not a curated record. Gene Ontology annotation, cellular component: cytosol.